CUGAUAUGAUUUCUCUCCAAUGACCCAAAAGUCCAACAGAAAGCAUUCGAACAAAGCCAAUAACCAGAAUACUAAUGAUAAUUGUAAAGAUUCUAUACUACAAGUGGAACAGACAUAUGAAGAAUAUGAAGACAUAGAAUGGUCGGAAGCUUCUGUUCCUGUUGACAAUGCUCAGGAAGAAACCACUGCACAGGAGAGUAGAACGAGUUCGACCACGCUUAUAGAAUGUUCUAAAGAACAGUCAGCCACAAGUUCCAAAGUAAAAAGCCCAUAUAGCAAAGAAGAUAGAUUACAGGCACUACGAAUGCACAAGACCCAUCUACUGAUACUGCUUAGUUCUUUGAUGAAACUGAACGAAUUGGCUAGUGAUCCUUUGGUGAUAGGAAGUUGUCUCUCAGUGAUUCCGAGAGACUGUCUUUUGAGUGAAGAAGAAACUCAAGCAACUGUGGAGGAUUGGAAAGAAAAGUGUCGUCGUCUUGUUCUAUUUUGUUGUCAUUUUGUUGGACAACAAAAAAGAAUACUCAACUGCAAGGAUUAUGGCAACUAUAUGUUUUGGCAACCUUUUCAUAUUCAGCAGUGGUUAGAGUCACCAAGACCUGUGGCUUCCCUAUUUGUUGUUUUUGUAUGCGCGAUAUUUCGUGGUUUAGGAAUGCGAUGUCGUUUGGUUCAGAGUUUGAUACCGUUUCAAAGACAGCCUUGGUGGACAAGAGAUGAAGUUUUUAGAGAUGCGAGAAAGAGGAAUUCAACUGUUCAGCAUUCCAAUACCAACAACUUGUCUUGUUGUGAUGAUUCCUUUUGGUGGUUAUUUGCACCGUGGAUGAUGGAGUUGGCUUUGCCUGGUAGUUUGUAUUGCAAGGAAAUGUCUUGUCAUUCUUUAGAGUCACUUCCUUGUAUAUAUUGGUUGGAAGUAUAUUCUCCCCUAUUACAACGUUGGGUACAUAUCGAUCCUUUUCAUUUAUUGAUAGAUGAACCAAGUUGGGUAGAGUCCAGUUAUAAGAAAUGGAAAUGGCAUCCCUUUAGACAGCGAAUGAUAUAUCCAAUAUAUAUUACUGCGAUAGAAAAUGUACGAGAUGAUGUGACCAUCAUAAGGGAUGUAACUCUUCGAUAUAUUUCUCUUUCCAUCAUAAGAAAUCAACGACUGAAAGAUGAAUUUUGGGAGAAGACUAUGGAAGCUUUCAGUCAUACUCAAUAUCAACGAAACAUUAUUCAAUCAGAUGUAUGUAUCAUACAUGAAGAACGAGAAUGGGAAUAUUGGAAUAACAUGGAACCCAUUCCUAACCAAAUACAAAAGUUAAAAGGUCAUCCUCAAUAUGUUUUAGAAAUGCACCUAAAGAAAUAUGAAGCUAUUUAUCCCAAAGAUAGAAUAUUGGGUUAUUGUGGAGAAUAUCCAGUAUAUCCUCGUUCAAAUGUUCAUAUUUUACAUACGAGAGAUGGUUGGAUACGUGAGAUGAGACAAGUGUUGAAGGAUCAAGUUGCUUGGAAAAGAGUCAAGACAAAAAGAAAUGCAAAUCAUGAAGAAGGAACCGAAUUAUUUGGAAUAUGGCAAACUGAGCCUUUUACUCCUCCAUCUGUAGAGAAUGGAAAAGUGCCUAAGAAUAAAAGAGGACAGGUAGACUUGUGGAGUAAAAGUCAUUUACCACAAGGUUGCAUACAUGUGAGAUAUUCCAAUGCUGCCAUGAUAGCCAAACGCCUUUCUUUAGAUUAUGCACCAGCUAUGAUUGGUUUUGAUAUUCAUCAAGGUCGUUCUGUUCCUAUAUUGGAUGGGAUUGUGAUUGCAAAAGAAUAUCAAGAAGUUAUAGAGGAUGCUUGUAGACAAGAUUGCCAACACAAGGAAGAUGAACAAAUGAAACGAAGAUAUGAACGAGCACUUCAGUUAUGGAAGGCUUGUAUUCGUCAUGUCCAAAGUCAACUUCGAGUCAAACAAAAAUAUGGAGGUUUGUUACAAGACGACCUUUCCUAUGAAAAGGGAUCGAAGAAGAGAGCUCGCAUAUCAUUAGGAGAUAGACAAUCAUCAUCUCAUACAGAUGUAGCAAUACCAACCUCAACUGAACAUAUUCAUGAGUUUUCAGAAGAACAACUUUGUCAAGAAAAUGAUGAUAAUAAUAAUAAUAAUAAUAUGGGGCAUCGUUUANGAUAGACCAAUCCUAUGUUUUUGUUCCUA
Molecule: messenger RNA, 2161 nt
Organism: Galdieria sulphuraria
Lineage: Eukaryota; Rhodophyta; Bangiophyceae; Galdieriales; Galdieriaceae
Product: nucleotide excision repair complex subunit XPC-like protein isoform 2
Exons: 9
Coding region: 20-2137 (705 amino acids)
Biological process (GO): nucleotide-excision repair; mismatch repair
Cellular component (GO): cytoplasm; nucleotide-excision repair factor 2 complex; nucleus
Molecular function (GO): damaged DNA binding; single-stranded DNA binding
Source: RefSeq, a predicted model, not a curated record